This is a messenger RNA of Peronospora matthiolae, 978 nucleotides long. NCBI's taxonomy places the organism in Eukaryota, Oomycota, Peronosporomycetes, Peronosporales, Peronosporaceae. The record is from the annotation of a GenBank genome assembly.
AUGAUGAUGCACACUAGCACGCCACCCUACUACAGUCCGCCCGACUCGUCGCACAACGAGACGAUCUCCGUGUCGAUUGGACUUGGCGCCGACCGCUCCACGUCCAUCCUGCUGCCACGUAGUCACAAUGUCGUCAAGCACCUGGAGCAGCUCCUUCCAGCGAUUGCUGCUGCACCUCCGUCGCAACAGCAAAACCACCACUUGCAGCCGUUCCCAUUCGCCUGUCAGUCCGACAUGGAGAAAGCCGUCGCUGUUGAACGACUUGACAAUGGACACAGUCGCUUGUCCCUACCGAUCCACCAGUCGCCGCAACUUCAGACGUACCAGGCCCCUCGUAUAUCGAGCUUGUCCCAGUACAUUCACGCCAACUCGCGCUACGAAACAACUUCGACAAAGCAAGUGCCAACCAAACUUUCAACGACUGUACUAACCAACCGUUCGGUGGUCUCCGUCUUUGACAACAACUCCACGAACGACGAUGGACUUGACUAUGACCACACCCAAGAAUACCUCGCACCCGCGCCGCCACGGCGACGGAGUGCCUGCAACAAACGUUGCCGGGUUCUAAGCUGCAAUAAGAUCCCAGUGAGCCGUGGCUUGUGCCGCGGCCACGGCGGUGGUCGGCGCUGCCAGCACGUGGAUUGUGCUAAGGGUGCCCAGAGCCGCAGCAACUUUUGCUGGGCCCAUGGCGGCGGGCAUCGCUGCCAUGUAAAAGGUUGUAUGCGUAGCCGCAAGUCCAGGCACUACUGUGUCGCCCAUCUCGACCGGGAGAGCCCAGCGGCGAUUUCUACUGCUCCAGCUUACCUCGGCCACGGGACUUACAAAGCUCAACGGGUGCUCCCUACCGUGUCUAAAGUCGUGCCUCCAGCGCAUUUCGCUGCUCAGACCAAGUACCCGCAACUCCCUAGUCUAGUACAGGCGCUGCGCAAAACGCGACAGUCGGUUGCGACUCGACAAAGGUAUGUGACAGAAGGAUGA